This is a messenger RNA of Glossina fuscipes, 5195 nucleotides long. RefSeq names its product intersectin-1 (gene Dap160). Gene Ontology annotation, cellular component: cytoplasm; clathrin-coated pit; plasma membrane. The transcript is spliced from 11 exons. Gene Ontology annotation, biological process: clathrin-dependent synaptic vesicle endocytosis; endosomal transport. The coding region runs from base 1166 to 4900 and encodes 1244 amino acids. Lineage: Eukaryota; Metazoa; Arthropoda; Insecta; Diptera; Glossinidae. Gene Ontology annotation, molecular function: calcium ion binding; protein binding; molecular adaptor activity. The record is from RefSeq and is a predicted model, not a curated record.
AAAAAAAAAUCAAAUAAUGUUGGCAAAAAGUUCAUUAAAAUUUUCAUAAAUUAGUUAGGAAAUUAUCAUUGGAAACAUUUGUAAAAUUUCUCUCUCUGAAUAAUUUAGUGAUGAAGCGGUAAAAAAUUUAUCUUUCCUUUUGCUGAUAAAAGCAAAAUUUGGAAAGCCGAAAAAUUUCUUUUAAUAUCUUCAUCAUAGCACAUAAAUUUUGCUGAUUUCACAUAUACACACACAACUAUACACAUGUGAACAUAUUUCUGUGCGUAAAUUUUUCUAUACAUUUGCUUAUUUCGUAUAUACAGAGCAAGAGACGAAAAGGAUUAGAACAACGCUCGUACAUAUAUACUGGCAUACAAAUAACUCUCAAUUAAACGAACGAACUACUUAAAAACGGAGCAGUUUAAGUGCAACAAUAAAACUAAACAAGCAGGUGGUGGGAGUAAACAGGAACGUAAAGGAAAAAGAAUAUAGAAUAAAAAAUCAAAAAAACAAAAAAAAAAUCAAGAUUGGAAGAAUAUCACCUACACAAAAAACAAAAAAAAAAAAAGAAGAAAAAACAACUAGAACAGCAGUAUCUACAUAUGCAUGCUACGUUCAUUAAACUAUUGAUGUUACAACAAAUACUGAAACGUCAAAUAGUAGAACAACAGAAAUUUUAAAACCCGGCCAAGAAAAGUACUACAUAGAUGCUUAAGUAUGUGCGGGGAAGUAUUGGCACUCAAAAGAUAAGCACUAGAGCAAAAAAAAAGUGUCUGAUAUCCCGAGUGCAGAGUUCUGCUUAAAACCAAUUUAAUAGUUUUCUGUAAUCAUAACAAAAAACCAGCUAAACAAUUGCUCUUCUGACGACUGUCCCUGCAGCAGGAAUUGUUGAAGAAGAAUUUUUGAACAGAAAAAAAACUAAAGAGUUAUCACGUCUUUUUUUUUUGCUGUUGUUGCGUAUUACAACAACAACAAUAAUAACAAUAACAUCUUCAUAACGCAAAGUGUGUCACAAGUCACUCCAAUAGUAAAAACUUAAGUGCAUUGUGUGCCAUAUUUUGUUUUAUGCUUCGAGUAGUGUGAAAAGCAAACACAAAGGAAGCGUUAUCGCAGAUAAAUCGGAAGAAAAAAACACCCAUUUUUUAUUUACGAGCAAUUAGGAGAACGAAGAAAUAACAGCCACAUUAUGAAUACGUUACCCGAUCCCUGGGUUAUAACCCAGCGUGAAAAGUUAAAAUAUCAGGACCAAUUUAAGGCUUUACAACCUCAAAACGGUUAUGUGACCGGAGGUCAAGCAAAAGGUUUCUUUCUGCAAUCACAAUUGCCGCCUUUGAUACUUGGUCAAAUAUGGGCAUUGGCUGAUACCGAUUCGGAUGGUAAAAUGAAUAUAAAUGAGUUUAGCAUUGCUUGCAAAUUGAUUGGUUUAAAAUUGCGUGGCAUGGAAGUGCCUAAGGCUUUGCCACCCACGUUAUUAGCUUCGUUGUCUUCAGUUGGCACUACACCUACUAUGACACCCACCGGUCCUGGUAGCUUAAGCCCUUUGGACCCAGCGAAAUGUAUACAGAGUGCCGUAUCACCAUUAGUUCGGCCAACAGAGAUAAUUGCGACCACAGCAACAGCAGCAACUGCGGCAACAGUAGCGCCUAUUGUUAUGGCUGGGGGAGUUAAGCCAACAAUUGUGCCCGGCAUUAUACCAGCGGCUAUGACUAAUAUAGUAUCACAACCAAAUAUGCCAACACCGGCUGUAGCGGCCGCAGCUAUAACAGUGCAACAAAUGCCGGGUGCAGUUCCGGUGAUACCACCAGCCAUACAGCCAGGUAUAAUACCUGCUGUUGGAUCAGCGGUUCCUAAUAUGUCUAUGGUAUCCGGUGCGGCACAACCUGGCGUUGUUGCCGUGGUGCCAUCACCACCUGUCAUGACGGGAGUAAUACCCGGGGCUGCGGUUUCCCCAUCAGGUCUACCUGUAGCAGCAGCGGUUAUACCACCUUCGUCUAUUGCCAAGGUUUUGUCGCCACCACCAACAGAAGUUAAAACUUCGACAACGCCUACACCACCCCAGAGUAAUCCUCCCAGUCGCAAUAUGUCGAUAUCGGAACGCGCUCCUUCCCUAGAAUCACCACAAGGGGAGUGGGCUGUUAAAGCUCCAGCCAAACGAAAAUACAGUCAGGUCUUCAAUGUUGCUGAUCGCAAUCGUACCGGAUAUUUGACUGGCGUGCAAGCACGUGGUAUAUUGGUACAAAGUAAAUUGCCGCAAGCCACUUUGGCUCAGAUUUGGACUUUAUCCGAUUUAGAUUGUGAUGGACGUUUGAGUUGUGAGGAGUUCAUUUUGGCCAUGUUCCUAUGUGACAAAGCCAUGAAUGGUGAAAAAAUACCACCUGCCUUACCAGUCGAUUGGAUACCACCCAGUUUUCGUAAAAGCAAAUCACGUCAAAGUUCAAUAUCGGGACCUGGCUCUCGUCCGGGCUCGCAACCGGUUUCACGUCACGCUUCUGUUUCAUCACAAGGAACUGUGGACGCUGAUCCGGCUGCAGGUCUGCCACAAACCACUUUUGAAGAUAAACGUAAAGAGAACUUUGAUAAAGGACAAGCCGAAUUGGAUCGAAGACGUAAGCUGUUGCAAGAACAGCAGCGCAAAGAGAAGGAAGAACGCGAACGUAAAGAACGUGAGGAGGCAGAGAAACGUGAAAAAGCCCGUUUGGAGGCCGAACGUAAACAGCAAGAGGAACUUGAACGACAAUUGCAAAAGCAACGUGAACUUGAACUCGAAAAAGAAGAACAAAGAAAACGUGAAUUGGAAGCAAGAGAAGCAGCACGAAAAGAACUCGAAAAACAACGGUUGAUGGAAUGGGAGCAACAGCGCAUAGCCGAAUUGAAUUCACAGAAACAACGCGAACAAGAGAGAGUAUUAAAGCAAAAGGCACAGAAUACUCAACUGAAUGUGGAAUUGAGUACAUUAAAUGAAAAGAUUAAGGAUUUAUCUCAAAAGAUUUGCGAAACAAGGGCUGGAGUUACCAAUGUUAAAUCGGUUAUAGAUGGCAUGCGCUCGCAACGUGACAGUUCAAUGACAGAAAUGUCACAAUUGAAAACUCGUAUUAAGGAACAAAAUGCUAAGCUUCUGCAAUUGACCCAAGAACGGGCAAAAUGGGAUGCUAAGGUUAAAGCGGCCGGUAAUACGUUUGACGCGGGACAACAAGAGCAAUUCAACGCCGCUUUUGCCAAUAAACAGCUUAUUAUCAAACAAUUGAAAGAUAAAGUGGAAAACAUAAGAAAAGAAAUCGAAAGCAAAAAGGAAGACAUUAAUUCACACGAUUUAACGGUUACGGAAGUUAAAGGCGAAUUGGGAGCUCUGAUAAAUAAAUGUGAGGAAUUGUAUAGCGAUUAUGAUGCACAACGUACUCAUGUUUUAGAAAUGAAAUAUAAUAAAAAGAAUGAGAACGUGUCUGCUACAUCAGCUUGGGAUACAGGGUCUGCUUGGGGUACCACCACAACUACGAGUAUUGAUCAAUAUGGUUUGAGUAAUGAUAACACAAAUGAAUUAACUGCUGAAACCAUUGUGAACGCUGUAGAUACCAGUGAACCUGCACCCGAAGGCUUCGUUAAAUAUCGAGCUGUUUACGAAUUUUCGGCACGAAAUGCAGAUGAGAUUUCUUUUAUGCCGGGAGAUAUCAUUCUGGUUCCAUUAGAGCAAAAUGCUGAACCUGGUUGGUUGGCUGGCGAAAUCAGUGGGCAUACCGGCUGGUUUCCGGAAACUUAUGUCGAAAAAUUAGAAGAGGUUGACACUGCUCAGACUUAUGCAGCACAAGACACCUACAAUGAUAACAGCCAAAAUUAUGAAAGCACAACCGUGGAGGCUACGGAAGUUAGUGGCGACAAUGCUUACAAUGGCGAGGUAGAAUAUUAUAUAGCCGCCUAUCCUUAUGAAUCGGGAGAAGUAGGCGAUUUGACUUUUAGUGCCGGUGAAAUGAUUAUGGUAAUUAAAAAAGAAGGUGAUUGGUGGACUGGUACUAUCGGGAAUCGUACCGGCAUGUUCCCAUCGAAUUAUGUGCAAAAAGCUGACAUCGGCUCCUCAGCACCCACCGCAGAUACUACAGAUCUUAAUCAAGCCUACGAUCAUCAAAAGGAUAAUACAAUGAACGGUAAUGCUCAAGAUGAAUUUGCUGCUAACACUGCUUUGCAAGAUCAACAGCCACCACAACAAACAGAACCACUAACAAAUGAUAUUAACAUUCCUGCCUCUGUAUCCUCACAACAAUACAAUCUUCAAAUGCAUACAGAAAAGGUAGCUGCUGCGGCGGCAGCUGCCGAAGAAACACGUACAAACGAAGAACUAGACACAGAAGUUUCACAAAUUAAUACACAAUCGAAUCAGAAGAUCAAUCAGCAAACGAAUGAAUCGUCAGAAUCAUAUAGCCGGCCCAUGUCACGCACUUCUUCCAUGACUCCUCAGGGUAUGCGAGCAAAACGCUUUGAAAUCGCUCAAGUUAUUGCUCCUUAUGAUGCCACGAGCUCCGAACAAUUGUCUUUAGUGCGAGGACAAUUGAUAAUGAUACGCAAAAAAACUGACUCGGGUUGGUGGGAAGGUGAACUUCAAGCUAAAGGACGCCGGCGUCAAAUAGGCUGGUUCCCUGCAACUUAUGUAAAAGUAUUACAAGGCGGUCGCAAUAGUGGUCGCAAUACUCCAGUAUCUGGAAGUCGUGUGGAAAUGGCUGAACAGAUAUUAGAUAAAGUAGUUGCUCUGUAUCCUUACAAGGCGCAAAAUGAUGACGAGUUAUCAUUCGAUAAAGAUGACAUAAUCAGUGUAUUGGGCCGUGAUGAACCGGAAUGGUGGCGUGGUGAAUUGAAUGGUCUUACCGGUCUCUUUCCCAGUAAUUAUGUGGGUCCCUUUGUUACUUCUGGUAAGAAAUCGAAAGGCAAAAAGUAGUCUUUAUCCAAAACACUUUCUCCUGCCUUAAAAAACUCUUAGAAAUUCUUUCCGCGAGAGCUUUCGCACGUUUAGAAAAAUUUUAUUUUUUAUUAUAAAGAAAUUAUAUUUUUUGUAACAUUUACUAUUUAUAUGGCGUUGUUUGAAUCAUUCCUUUGGCAAAUCUUUUUUUUUUUGCCUCUAGUUUAGUCAAUUUUAUUUUUACAAAUAUUUUUUCAUCAUAUUUUGCGUUAUUAUAUCUAAAAUUAAACUGUAUUUUAAUCUAAGCAAAUCAAAUAUUUCCCUGUUAAUUAUU